GCGUGUUUUCUUAGUUUUAUUCCUAUGAAUUUAAUCGGGUGGACUGGUAGUUUGACUUACGUAAAUAAAUGUGGCUCGCACUCAGAGGCUGAAGCAGUGAGGACCUUCCCUGCGAUGCAUCUGGAGAGUACCUCCAGCUUGUAGGGAUCCCAGUACUACACUGCCUGCUGUCGUCUGAAAACAAGUUUUUCUGGUGUUUGGUAUUUUCUAGGCAGGAAGGUGGCAAGAGGGACUUUGCAGAUUUGAUUUGGUUAAGGAGCCGGAGAUUGAAGGAUUGUCCUGGAUUAUUCGGGUGGAUGGAUCCUGUGUAAUUAUGAUGAUAAGAAGGAGGCAGGAGUGUCAAGUGUGAGAUGUGAUGACCAGAGCAGAGGUGAGAAAGAGAAAGAAGAAAAAAACAGAUUUGAAGAUGGAGGAAGGAACGAAGAUCCAAGGUAUAAAGGUAACCUCUAGAAGCUGGAAAGGAAGGAAAUAGAUUUUCCCAUAGAGCCUCCAAAGGAAUGCAGCUGCGCCAGCACCUUGAUUUCAUCUAACCUCCAAAACUCACGCAUUCAGAUAUUUUCCUGGCCCAUCACUAUAGUAACUGGGAGAGAGUCCUCAUCCUGAAGGAGCUCAGAGGACACAAAAGCAGAAGCCUGAGAAGCAAGAGCCUACACAGAAGAAAGGAAAAUCUGAGGUAAGUUUUCUCUUCAACUCUUUCUGUGAAAGAAAAACCUUUGAUGUUUGAAAUAUCUUAGGAGCUGUUUGUGCCGAUGUGAUGAAAUCUUUUGGAAGUUAUUGUGAUCUUCUUACUUCUUUAGGUCUUGUUGAUAAUAUUUAAAUGGUGACAACAUAACCCUGUUUGACCAUCUGUCCCACUCUCUGCCGUGUACUUUCAUCUAGUGCUGUGGCAGUCUAGAUGUCUUUUGGCUGCUGCUGAGGUGCCCAAAUCCUGACUCACUACAGUCAUACUCUGUCUCUCUUGCUUGGCCAAGGAAACUGUUACAUUCUCCCUUCAUUUGUCAAAUGUAGAUAUUGGGUUCUCCCUAAAAUUUACUGCUGAGCAUGGGGCAUGAAUUAGGAUGGAGACUUCAUGGAAAGAAAAGUGAAAUAUAUCUAAAUCUAAAUGGGGGAAAUAGGGUGUAAGAGCAAAAUGAAGCAGAAAAUUACUAGACAGGUGAGAAAAUAAAUAUAUUUUCCUAAAUCCACUCCAGUGGAAAAAGGGAAGGGCCAAAUAGAAAUAUAACCCUAAGUAGACUCUUCAAAAUCAUGACAGUCAGGGAGUUAGAUUUUCAUGACGGUUCACAUUUACUAAACUGUAGCCUUGAGACUCACGUUGGAGGUCAUUUAUAUGAUCUUCAAAUAUGCAGGCCUUCUACGUAGGCCUUAUCACUCCAGGGAAAAUGGAUUGGUGGAUUCUAAAGGGGUUUACAGUACAGAUAGUAAGAAGAGGAAAGAACAGGGAAAAGUUAGGGAAAGGUAUCUUCAGCUGGUAUAGUGCCAUCUUCUCCAGAACAGACGCUGUUUUCCUCAGUUGCCUAGUUACCCAGCACAACGCAAAGAGUCAUCUAUUAGCUCUUAGGUACUAAAAGAGGUGAGUCAAAGACUUCAGGAGAUUAUCUCCUAGUAGAAAAUUAAAAUAGGUGUUUCAUGGAUUUCUCCCUUUCUUCCAUCACAAGGUGAAACAGGUAAGAAAGAGGAGGGUUAGGUUAAGGGACAGGGUUAGAAUAAACUUUUAAACUUCCAUAUGUGACCUGGAGAGCUUAUAACUGACCCUGAAUGAUCUUGUAUGGUGUUGGGGUUCCAGAAAAGGUAGAAUUCGAGGAAGAUGGAUUUUAUCAUCAGGAUCUUGGACAAAUGAUUUGCUGGAAGAACCAUAACUGGUGUCCAAGGGAUAGAAAUCAUUGGAAUUACAGGGUAUUUAGAGUUUAGAACUUUAAAGCAUUCUCAUAAUACUUGACUACAGAAUGCUCCCAGUAAGUAUUUCUAUUUGUUAUCAAUGGGCCCAUUAUUGGUGUAUGCUUCAUACCUCAUUGGCCAUUUUACAUAGUUUUUAGAAAAUGCCUUAUUGUAUAUUUUAUCUGCCUAAUUUUGAGGAUGAUUGAAACCAUUAUGUGUGUUAUUAAGAAAUUAUGUUCUUACACAAGAAGCUUAGAGACAUGGCUGCUAAAGUCAGACUCUUGAUUGGCAUUUUCACUUCUUUUAGUACAAGUUCAAGUCUGUUCCUCCUCCACGGAGGCCAGAGCAGUAUAUCAAAGCCAGAAGUACAGCUAGUCAUCAGAGUUCAGGUUCUUUCCUGCUUCCCUGUGGGAGGGGUCAAGAAUACAAACAUCCUCAAUUGCUACAGCAGGAGGGAACAUUCGUCCAUUAACAGAACCAAACAGGAAGCACCAAAUAGACAUUUCUUCUAUUUAUUUUGUGACUAUGAAGAAACAUGUAGUUUAGUUCUUUGAAUAAAAUUUGUCAGUGAAGCAUAGAACACAUAAAAGGUGUAGUCAUUUUGGUUAAAGUCUGACUGCAAAAUGAUUUAAUGCUGGUUUUCAUUUUGCUUCCUACAAUUUAUGCAAUACUACAUUCUUAGGAUGUUGGAAUUUUACCAUAUCUUAAGUUAUUUUUUCUUUUUUAAACUGUGAACCAGCAACUUAACAUUUGCUGCAGCCUAUUGAGAUUCACAGUAUGAUUCUCAAGUUUUUAAUUACAUUUCCCAGAUAUUUCCCCUCUAGAUCCAAGAGGAUGUGCAUAUAUUGAGCAGAAUAAUUUUGCCUCCCUUGAGUUUUUAAUAGGGUUCUGAAAAUGACUGAUAAGGCCAGGAAAUACCUCAAAUACUUCAGAGGUUUGUUUGCCUUACCAAAAUUUUUAAUCUCAGUAUAUUAGUUGGUUAUCCACCCCAUUACGUCAGAUUAAUUCUAUUACUUCACUGUCAGUGACAGCAGAUAAGAAAUUGAGGCAGUGUAAUGAUUGAAACAAGCCUAAUGAAGGAGCAAAAGGAAAUAUAAUUUGUAUAUUUAUGAGCAUUUCCAGAAAUAGGACAACAAGCCACUUUAUUACUCUUAUAAUUACAUGGAAUCUCUUAAUUCUGAAACAUACUGGGCCUGCUGGUUAAAAGGAAAAAAAUGUUCCUUGUCAGUUUCCCUCAUUAUUUUUCUCAUCCAUCCUGUGGUGUACCAAAGAUGGGAUGGUGCAAGUGGUCCACCCCUAGUAUAGGCAAUAAGGGAGUGCUUUGUGUGUAGAAAAUUUUAAAGGGUUAAAAUAAAAUAAUGAUAAUAAAAAGCCUGCCUUUUUUUUUUUUUUUUUUUUUUUUUGCGGUACGCGGGCCUCUCACUGUUGUGGCCUCUUCGUUGCAGAGCAACAGCCUCCGGGCGUGCAGGCUCAGCGGCCAUGGCUCACAGGCCCAGCCGCUCUGCGGCAUGUGGGCUCUUCCCGGACCGGGGCACGAACCCGCGUCCCCUGCAUCGGCAGGCGGACUCCCGACCACUGCGCCACCAGGGAAGCCCCAGCCUACUUUUUAUUAUCACUAUGCACUGACAAUUCUAAGCAAUGCCAAUCAUACUACUUCUCUCUGAAAAAAAAUUUUUUGUUGGUCUAAAUUCUAAACAACUGCUGCCAUUACUGAAAUUUAAUAAUAUAUAUGUAAGCUGAGAAUUACCAUUUUUUUGGUUACCUGUUCUUUAACAAACACUGUAGUCUACAUGGAAAUAAAUCUAACUCCUCUGGACGUGGACCCAGCUACACAUGUUUAUUUCAAGAAUAAGCAGCCAAGUUCUGUUUUUUUCAUUUUCAUAAUCACUGUGCUAUAAUUUAGUUUGAAUCUAUGUUUAAACACAGGAUUAUAUAGUAGUACCACAGCAGUUAGAGAUAUGAACUGGGCCUGAGCAAGUUCAAAUAAUUCGUAACCAUUACACACUUUGGAGACUUUUACUGAAUAUAACAGAAAUUUAUGAUGAAUUUUCUGGUGAAGGUAUUUUAGUGGAAAUUUUUCAACUGCAGAAACAUUUGAAAGCUGCUAGAGUUGAUCCCAAAGAACAAAGACCUGGACAGUAUUGCAAUUUCUGGAAGUUACUAUGAAGUGGGAUUUUUAUGAAACUCUGAUAAACUUAUCUUUAUUUUAAAGCUUUUCUAAUUACUUGUGUAUCUAUUUCUUCAUGUGAAAGAAACAUUUGAAAUUAAAAUAGUGUCCUUCAAUCAACCAUGAGUGAGGCCACACCAGUUCUAUUGACCAUGACUAUGUGAAGAUCAAUUUGACAAAGCCACUGACAUAUUUGCAGAAGUGAAGGCUUAAAGCAGAAAGCACAGUGGAGUUAUUCAUCACCAUCACCAUGGGGACCAAAAUAAAAAUUACAUCUCAGCAAGGAGAGUUUACAAAUAAGGACUUUCAUCUAGAAUCAGCAUCAGAGAUGAACACUGAAAGACUGGGGAUGAACAAAUGGAGUUCCAGUUUUCAAAAAAAAGAAGCAGCUCGAUUCCUGAAACCAAGACAAGGAGCUUGUCACAGAUCCUGAGCAAAAUGAAUAAACCUAUGAUUAAGGUUGGAGAGCCACUGAGUUAGAUGACUACUUAUCUAAAGGUUAAAUAAAUCAAACCAGACGCUUUUUCUAAGGUCUCUUCCAAAUUUGAGAAGCUGUUCGAUGGAGGUAUUUAUUAUAUCUCUACAUUACAGAUGAGAAGACAGAGGCUCUGAGGAUCUUUCGAAGAUGGUUUGGCUGCCUUGGAGAUUUGGAGAUCUGAGGCCACGAUGAGGACUCACACACGGGGAGCUCCCAGUGUGUUUUUCAUAUAUUUGUUUUGCUUUGUGUCAGCCUACGUCACUGACGAGAACCCAGAAGUCAUGAUUCCCUUUACGAAUGCCAACUAUGACAGCCAUCCAAUGCUGUACUUCUCCAGGGCGGAGGUGGCCAAGCUCCAGCUCAGAGCUGCCAGCUCCCACGAGCACAUUGCCGCCCGGCUCACUGAGGCUGUGCACAUCAUGCUGUCCAGCCCCUUGGAGUACCUCCCUCCCUGGGAUCCCAAGGAGUACAGCGCCCGCUGGAAUGAAAUUUACGGCAACAACUUGGGGGCCUUGGCCAUGUUCUGCGUGCUGUAUCCUGAGAACAUUGAAGCCCGAGAUAUGGCCAAAGACUACAUGGAGAGGAUGGCAGCUCAGCCUAGUUGGUUGGUGAAAGAUGCUCCUUGGGAUGAAGUCCCGCUUGCUCACUCCCUGGUUGGUUUUGCCACUGCCUAUGACUUCUUGUACAACUACCUGAGCAAGACACAACAGGAGAGGUUUCUUGAAGUGAUUGCCAAUGCCUCAGGAUAUAUGUAUGAAACUUCAUACAGGAGAGGGUGGGGAUUUCAAUACCUGCACAAUCAUCAGCCCACCAACUGCAUGGCCUUGCUCACAGGAAGCCUGGUCCUGAUGAAUCAAGGGUAUCUUCAAGAAGCUUACUUAUGGACCAAACAAGUUCUGACCAUCAUGGAGAAGUCUCUUGUCUUGCUCCGAGAGGUGACAGACGGCUCCCUCUAUGAAGGAGUUGCAUAUGGCAGCUACACCACUAGAUCACUCUUCCAGUAUAUGUUUCUUGUUCAGAGGCACUUUGACAUCAACCACUUUGGCCACCCAUGGCUUAAACAACACUUUGCAUUUAUGUAUAGAACCAUCCUGCCAGGGUUUCAAAGAACUGUGGCUAUUGCAGACUCAAAUUACAACUGGUUUUAUGGUCCAGAAAGCCAAUUAGUGUUCCUGGAUAAAUUUGUCAUGCGUAACGGCAGUGGUAACUGGUUGGCUGACCAGAUCAGAAGGAACCGUGUGAUGGAAGGUCCAGGGACGCCUUCCAAAGGGCAGCGCUGGUGUACGCUUCACACAGAAUUUCUCUGGUAUGAUGCCAGCUUGAAAUCUGUCCCCCCUCCAGAUUUUGGCACCCCAGCAUUGCAUUAUUUUGAAGACUGGGGUGUUGUGACUUAUGGAAGUGCGCUGCCUGCAGAAAUCAAUAGAUCUUUCCUUUCCUUCAAGUCAGGAAAACUUGGGGGACGUGCAAUAUAUGACAUUGUCCACAGAAACAAAUACAAAGACUGGAUCAAAGGCUGGAGAAAUUUUAAUGCAGGGCAUGAACAUCCUGAUCAAAACUCCUUUACUUUUGCUCCCAACGGUGUGCCUUUCAUUACUGAGGCUCUCUAUGGGCCAAAGUAUACCUUCUUCAACAAUGUUUUGAUGUUUUCCCCAGCUGUGUCCAAGAGCUGCUUUUCUCCCUGGGAAGGUCAGGUCACAGAAGACUGUUCAUCAAAAUGGUCUAAAUACAAGCAUGACCUGGCAGCUAGCUGUCAGGGGAGAGUUGUUGCUGCAAUGGAGAAAAAUGGGGUGGUUUUCAUCCGAGGAGAGGGUGUGGGCGCUUACAACCCCCAGCUUCAUCUGAAGAACGUUCAGAGGAAUCUGAUCCUCCUGCAUCCACAGCUUCUCCUCCUCGUGGAUCAGAUACACCUGGGAGAGGACAGCCCCUUGGAGACAGCAGCAGGCUUCUUCCACAAUGUGGAUUUUUCUUUUGAGGAGACAGUGGUAGAUGGGGUCCAUGGGGCUUUCAUCAGGCAGCGAGAUGGGCUCUAUAAAAUGUACUGGAUGGAUGAUACUGGCUACAGUGAGAAAGGAACCUUUGCUUCAGUGACAUACCCUCGGGGCUAUCCCUACAAUGGGACCAACUAUGUGAAUGUCACCACACACCUCCGAAGUCCCAUCACCAGGGCAGCUUACCUCUUCAUAGGGCCCUCCAUAGACGUUCAGAGCUUCAGCAUCCACGGAGACUCUCAGCAACUGGAUGUGUUCAUAGCCACCGGUGAGCAUGCCUACGCCACUUACCUGUGGACAGGUGAGACUACAGAACAGUUGGCCUUGGCACAGGUCAUUGCCGACCGUCAGAAAAUUCUGUUUGACUGGAGUUCAGCCAUCAAGAGCACCAUUGUCCCUGAGGUGAAGGACUACGCCGCUAUUGUGGAACAGAACCUGCAGCGUUUUAAGCCAGUGUUCCAGCUGCUGGAGAAGCAGAUCCUGUCCCGAGUCCGGAACACAGCCAGCUUUAGGAAGACUGCUGAGCGCCUGCUGAGAUUUUCAGAUAAGAGACAGACUGAGGAGGCCAUCGACAGGAUUUUUGCCAUAUCACAGCAACAGCAGCAGCAGCAGCAAAGCAAGUCCAAGAAAAACCGAAGGGGAGGCAAGCGCUAUAAAUUUGUGGAUGCCGUCCCUGAUAUUUUUGCACAGAUUGAAGUCAAUGAAAAAAAGAUUCGACAGAAAGCUCAGAUUUUGGCACAGAAAGAACUGCCCAUAGAUGAAGAUGAAGAAAUGAAAGACCUUUUAGAUUUUGCAGAUGUAACAUAUGAGAAACACAAAAAUGGUGAUUUGAUGAAAGGCCGGUUUGGACAGGCUCGGAUGGUGACGACGACUCGCAGCAGAGCCCCAGCACUGUCUGCUUCGUAUACCAGGCUGUUCCUGAUUCUGAACAUCGCUAUUUUCUUUGUCAUGUUGGCAAUGCAACUGACUUAUUUCCAGAGGGCCCAGAGCCUACAUGGCCAAAGAUGUCUUUAUGCAGUCCUUCUAAUAGAUAGCUGUAUUUUAUUAUGGUUGUACUCUUCUUGUUCCCAAUCACAGUGUUAGCACUGAAGCUAUAAAUUGCUUGAUCAUUUUGUGGUCACAAGUCUGUGCAAAAAAUAAAAUCAUUGCCCUUGUUUGUUA
Orcinus orca (killer whale) is the source of this 7669-nucleotide messenger RNA. It is a transcript of the gene DSE, whose product is annotated as dermatan sulfate epimerase. Gene Ontology annotation, molecular function: chondroitin-glucuronate 5-epimerase activity. The coding region runs from base 4709 to 7591 and encodes 960 amino acids. The transcript is spliced from 11 exons. NCBI's taxonomy places the organism in Eukaryota, Metazoa, Chordata, Mammalia, Artiodactyla, Delphinidae. The record is from RefSeq and is a predicted model, not a curated record.